AUGGCCGUAGACGCUCACACCCUCUCCCCGCAGCCCCUAGAGCUCGCGCAGCUCGCGACGCCAGCGCCUGGGCCGCCGCCCAGCCCCCCUCGAGCCCGCCAGGCGCCCGCGCCGCUGCCCCUUCGGCCGGCCCGGAGCCACAAGCCUCGCCCCGCCACCAGGUUCAGAAAUGCCCAGGGCUUGCGACAGCCGGGGCCCGCCAGCCAGCCGGGAGGAAGGACAGGGUCCCUCUCCGGUCCGCGCCAGACCCCGCGCCCCCGCCGCGCCCCCAACGCGUCCCCGCCACGCCCCCCACCCCGCGCACCGCCUCCCCGCCUCCCCGGACCCCUGACACCGCCACCCAGGGCGCGGACAAGCCAACGCGCUCCCGCCGCCGCCCCACAAGCCGCCUGCGCCUCGUCCUCCACUUGGUCUUCCCAAAGGGCCCUGACCCUGCUCCUCCGCCCAGCCAUCCUCCCUGCAGACGGGCAUCGCCACCUAGGCCCGGAGGAGGCGGCCUCCCCUCCGCCCCGGUGCCCUCGGCUCUCUGGCCUUCAGCGUCCGGCCCCACCGCCAGGCGCUCCAGGCCCUCCCUGCGUCUCCCAGCUGUCCGGGGCCAAACGGUUUGCCGCCCCUAGAGCUCGCGCAGCUCGCGACGCCAGCGCCUGGGCCGCCGCCCAGCCCCCCUCGAGCCCGCCAGGCGCCCGCGCCGCUGCCCCUUCGGCCGGCCCGGAGCCACAAGCCUCGCCCCGCCACCAGGUUCAGAAAUGCCCAGGGCUUGCGACAGCCGGGGCCCGCCAGCCAGCCGGGAGGAAGGACAGGGUCCCUCUCCGGUCCGCGCCAGACCCCGCGCCCCCGCCGCGCCCCCAACGCGUCCCCGCCACGCCCCCCACCCCGCGCACCGCCUCCCCGCCUCCCCGGACCCCUGACACCGCCACCCAGGGCGCGGACAAGCCAACGCGCUCCCGCCGCCGCCCCACAAGCCGCCUGCGCCUCGUCCUCCACUUGGUCUUCCCAAAGGGCCCUGACCCUGCUCCUCCGCCCAGCCAUCCUCCCUGCAGACGGGCAUCGCCACCUAGGCCCGGAGGAGGCGGCCUCCCCUCCGCCCCGGUGCCCUCGGCUCUCUGGCCUUCAGCGUCCGGCCCCACCGCCAGGCGCUCCAGGCCCUCCCUGCGUCUCCCAGCUGUCCGGGGCCAAACGGUUUGCCGGUGCGUGGAGAGCUCUGCCUGCUCGCCGCAGCGUGCCGCCCUCCAAGGGCCUCCUUCACCUUUCAAGGGCCAGCACAAAGCCCAGCCCCUAGAGCUCGCGCAGCUCGCGACGCCAGCGCCUGGGCCGCCGCCCAGCCCCCCUCGAGCCCGCCAGGCGCCCGCGCCGCUGCCCCUUCGGCCGGCCCGGAGCCACAAGCCUCGCCCCGCCACCAGGUUCAGAAAUGCCCAGGGCUUGCGACAGCCGGGGCCCGCCAGCCAGCCGGGAGGAAGGACAGGGUCCCUCUCCGGUCCGCGCCAGACCCCGCGCCCCCGCCGCGCCCCCAACGCGUCCCCGCCACGCCCCCCACCCCGCGCACCGCCUCCCCGCCUCCCCGGACCCCUGACACCGCCACCCAGGGCGCGGACAAGCCAACGCGCUCCCGCCGCCGCCCCACAAGCCGCCUGCGCCUCGUCCUCCACUUGGUCUUCCCAAAGGGCCCUGACCCUGCUCCUCCGCCCAGCCAUCCUCCCUGCAGACGGGCAUCGCCACCUAGGCCCGGAGGAGGCGGCCUCCCCUCCGCCCCGGUGCCCUCGGCUCUCUGGCCUUCAGCGUCCGGCCCCACCGCCAGGCGCUCCAGGCCCUCCCUGCGUCUCCCAGCUGUCCGGGGCCAAACGGUUUGCCGCCCCUAGAGCUCGCGCAGCUCGCGAGGCCAGCGCCUGGGCCGCCGCCCAGCCCCCCUCGAGCCCGCCAGGCGCCCGCGCCGCUGCCCCUUCGGCCGGCCCGGAGCCACAAGCCUCGCCCCGCCACCAGGUUCAGAAAUGCCCAGGGCUUGCGACAGCCGGGGCCCGCCAGCCAGCCGGGAGGAAGGACAGGGUCCCUCUCCGGUCCGCGCCAGACCCCGCGCCCCCGCCGCGCCCCCAACGCGUCCCCGCCACGCCCCCCACCCCGCGCACCGCCUCCCCGCCUCCCCGGACCCCUGACACCGCCACCCAGGGCGCGGACAAGCCAACGCGCUCCCGCCGCCGCCCCACAAGCCGCCUGCGCCUCGUCCUCCACUUGGUCUUCCCAAAGGGCCCUGACCCUGCUCCUCCGCCCAGCCAUCCUCCCUGCAGACGGGCAUCGCCACCUAGGCCCGGAGGAGGCGGCCUCCCCUCCGCCCCGGUGCCCUCGGCUCUCUGGCCUUCAGCGUCCGGCCCCACCGCCAGGCGCUCCAGGCCCUCCCUGCGUCUCCCAGCUGUCCGGGGCCAAACGGUUUGCCGGUGCGUGGAGAGCUCUGCCUGCUCGCCGCAGCGUGCCGCCCUCCAAGGGCCUCCUUCACCUUUCAAGGGCCAGCACAAAGCCCAGCCCCUAGAGCUCGCGCAGCUCGCGAGGCCAGCGCCUGGGCCGCCGCCCAGCCCCCCUCGAGCCCGCCAGGCGCCCGCGCCGCUGCCCCUUCGGCCGGCCCGGAGCCACAAGCCUCGCCCCGCCACCAGGUUCAGAAAUGCCCAGGGCUUGCGACAGCCGGGGCCCGCCAGCCAGCCGGGAGGAAGGACAGGGUCCCUCUCCGGUCCGCGCCAGACCCCGCGCCCCCGCCGCGCCCCCAACGCGUCCCCGCCACGCCCCCCACCCCGCGCACCGCCUCCCCGCCUCCCCGGACCCCUGACACCGCCACCCAGGGCGCGGACAAGCCAACGCGCUCCCGCCGCCGCCCCACAAGCCGCCUGCGCCUCGUCCUCCACUUGGUCUUCCCAAAGGGCCCUGACCCUGCUCCUCCGCCCAGCCAUCCUCCCUGCAGACGGGCAUCGCCACCUAGGCCCGGAGGAGGCGGCCUCCCCUCCGCCCCGGUGCCCUCGGCUCUCUGGCCUUCAGCGUCCGGCCCCACCGCCAGGCGCUCCAGGCCCUCCCUGCGUCUCCCAGCUGUCCGGGGCCAAACGGUUUGCCGCCCCUAGAGCUCGCGCAGCUCGCGAGGCCAGCGCCUGGGCCGCCGCCCAGCCCCCCUCGAGCCCGCCAGGCGCCCGCGCCGCUGCCCCUUCGGCCGGCCCGGAGCCACAAGCCUCGCCCCGCCACCAGGUUCAGAAAUGCCCAGGGCUUGCGACAGCCGGGGCCCGCCAGCCAGCCGGGAGGAAGGACAGGGUCCCUCUCCGGUCCGCGCCAGACCCCGCGCCCCCGCCGCGCCCCCAACGCGUCCCCGCCACGCCCCCCACCCCGCGCACCGCCUCCCCGCCUCCCCGGACCCCUGACACCGCCACCCAGGGCGCGGACAAGCCAACGCGCUCCCGCCGCCGCCCCACAAGCCGCCUGCGCCUCGUCCUCCACUUGGUCUUCCCAAAGGGCCCUGACCCUGCUCCUCCGCCCAGCCAUCCUCCCUGCAGACGGGCAUCGCCACCUAGGCCCGGAGGAGGCGGCCUCCCCUCCGCCCCGGUGCCCUCGGCUCUCUGGCCUUCAGCGUCCGGCCCCACCGCCAGGCGCUCCAGGCCCUCCCUGCGUCUCCCAGCUGUCCGGGGCCAAACGGUUUGCCGGUGCGUGGAGAGCUCUGCCUGCUCGCCGCAGCGUGCCGCCCUCCAAGGGCCUCCUUCACCUUUCAAGGGCCAGCACAAAGCCCAGCCCCUAGAGCUCGCGCAGCUCGCGAGGCCAGCGCCUGGGCCGCCGCCCAGCCCCCCUCGAGCCCGCCAGGCGCCCGCGCCGCUGCCCCUUCGGCCGGCCCGGAGCCACAAGCCUCGCCCCGCCACCAGGUUCAGAAAUGCCCAGGGCUUGCGACAGCCGGGGCCCGCCAGCCAGCCGGGAGGAAGGACAGGGUCCCUCUCCGGUCCGCGCCAGACCCCGCGCCCCCGCCGCGCCCCCAACGCGUCCCCGCCACGCCCCCCACCCCGCGCACCGCCUCCCCGCCUCCCCGGACCCCUGACACCGCCACCCAGGGCGCGGACAAGCCAACGCGCUCCCGCCGCCGCCCCACAAGCCGCCUGCGCCUCGUCCUCCACUUGGUCUUCCCAAAGGGCCCUGACCCUGCUCCUCCGCCCAGCCAUCCUCCCUGCAGACGGGCAUCGCCACCUAGGCCCGGAGGAGGCGGCCUCCCCUCCGCCCCGGUGCCCUCGGCUCUCUGGCCUUCAGCGUCCGGCCCCACCGCCAGGCGCUCCAGGCCCUCCCUGCGUCUCCCAGCUGUCCGGGGCCAAACGGUUUGCCGCCCUUGAGCUCGCGCAGCUCGCGAGGCCAGCGCCUGGGCCGCCGCCCAGCCCCCCUCGAGCCCGCCAGGCGCCCGCGCCGCUGCCCCUUCGGCCGGCCCGGAGCCACAAGCCUCGCCCCGCCACCAGGUUCAGAAAUGCCCAGGGCUUGCGACAGCCGGGGCCCGCCAGCCAGCCGGGAGGAAGGACAGGGUCCCUCUCCGGUCCGCGCCAGACCCCGCGCCCCCGCCGCGCCCCCAACGCGUCCCCGCCACGCCCCCCACCCCGCGCACCGCCUCCCCGCCUCCCCGGACCCCUGACACCGCCACCCAGGGCGCGGACAAGCCAACGCGCUCCCGCCGCCGCCCCACAAGCCGCCUGCGCCUCGUCCUCCACUUGGUCUUCCCAAAGGGCCCUGACCCUGCUCCUCCGCCCAGCCAUCCUCCCUGCAGACGGGCAUCGCCACCUAGGCCCGGAGGAGGCGGCCUCCCCUCCGCCCCGGUGCCCUCGGCUCUCUGGCCUUCAGCGUCCGGCCCCACCGCCAGGUGCUCCAGGCCCUCCCUGCGUCUCCCAGCUGUCCGGGGCCAAACGGUUUGCCGAGCUCGCGCAGCUCGCGACGCCAGCGCCUGGGCCGCCGCCCAGCCCCCCUCGAGCCCGCCAGGCGCCCGCGCCGCUGCCCCUUCGGCCGGCCCGGAGCCACAAGCCUCGCCCCGCCACCAGGUUCAGAAAUGCCCAGGGCUUGCGACAGCCGGGGCCCGCCAGCCAGCCGGGAGGAAGGACAGGGUCCCUCUCCGGUCCGCGCCAGACCCCGCGCCCCCGCCGCGCCCCCAACGCGUCCCCGCCACGCCCCCCACCCCGCGCACCGCCUCCCCGCCUCCCCGGACCCCUGACACCGCCACCCAGGGCGCGGACAAGCCAACGCGCUCCCGCCGCCGCCCCACAAGCCGCCUGCGCCUCGUCCUCCACUUGGUCUUCCCAAAGGGCCCUGACCCUGCUCCUCCGCCCAGCCAUCCUCCCUGCAGACGGGCAUCGCCACCUAGGCCCGGAGGAGGCGGCCUCCCCUCCGCCCCGGUGCCCUCGGCUCUCUGGCCUUCAGCGUCCGGCCCCACCGCCAGGCGCUCCAGGCCCUCCCUGCGUCUCCCAGCUGUCCGGGGCCAAACGGUUUGCCGCCCCUAGAGCUCGCGCAGCUCGCGAGGCCAGCGCCUGGGCCGCCGCCCAGCCCCCCUCGAGCCCGCCAGGCGCCCGCGCCGCUGCCCCUUCGGCCGGCCCGGAGCCACAAGCCUCGCCCCGCCACCAGGUUCAGAAAUGCCCAGGGCUUGCGACAGCCGGGGCCCGCCAGCCAGCCGGGAGGAAGGACAGGGUCCCUCUCCGGUCCGCGCCAGACCCCGCGCCCCCGCCGCGCCCCCAACGCGUCCCCGCCACGCCCCCCACCCCGCGCACCGCCUCCCCGCCUCCCCGGACCCCUGACACCGCCACCCAGGGCGCGGACAAGCCAACGCGCUCCCGCCGCCGCCCCACAAGCCGCCUGCGCCUCGUCCUCCACUUGGUCUUCCCAAAGGGCCCUGACCCUGCUCCUCCGCCCAGCCAUCCUCCCUGCAGACGGGCAUCGCCACCUAGGCCCGGAGGAGGCGGCCUCCCCUCCGCCCCGGUGCCCUCGGCUCUCUGGCCUUCAGCGUCCGGCCCCACCGCCAGGCGCUCCAGGCCCUCCCUGCGUCUCCCAGCUGUCCGGGGCCAAACGGUUUGCCGGUGCGUGGAGAGCUCUGCCUGCUCGCCGCAGCGUGCCGCCCUCCAAGGGCCUCCUUCACCUUUCAAGGGCCAGCACAAAGCCCAGCCCCUAGAGCUCGCGCAGCUCGCGACGCCAGCGCCUGGGCCGCCGCCCAGCCCCCCUCGAGCCCGCCAGGCGCCCGCGCCGCUGCCCCUUCGGCCGGCCCGGAGCCACAAGCCUCGCCCCGCCACCAGGUUCAGAAAUGCCCAGGGCUUGCGACAGCCGGGGCCCGCCAGCCAGCCGGGAGGAAGGACAGGGUCCCUCUCCGGUCCGCGCCAGACCCCGCGCCCCCGCCGCGCCCCCAACGCGUCCCCGCCACGCCCCCCACCCCGCGCACCGCCUCCCCGCCUCCCCGGACCCCUGACACCGCCACCCAGGGCGCGGACAAGCCAACGCGCUCCCGCCGCCGCCCCACAAGCCGCCUGCGCCUCGUCCUCCACUUGGUCUUCCCAAAGGGCCCUGACCCUGCUCCUCCGCCCAGCCAUCCUCCCUGCAGACGGGCAUCGCCACCUAGGCCCGGAGGAGGCGGCCUCCCCUCCGCCCCGGUGCCCUCGGCUCUCUGGCCUUCAGCGUCCGGCCCCACCGCCAGGCGCUCCAGGCCCUCCCUGCGUCUCCCAGCUGUCCGGGGCCAAACGGUUUGCCGCCCCUAGAGCUCGCGCAGCUCGCGACGCCAGCGCCUGGGCCGCCGCCCAGCCCCCCUCGAGCCCGCCAGGCGCCCGCGCCGCUGCCCCUUCGGCCGGCCCGGAGCCACAAGCCUCGCCCCGCCACCAGGUUCAGAAAUGCCCAGGGCUUGCGACAGCCGGGGCCCGCCAGCCAGCCGGGAGGAAGGACAGGGUCCCUCUCCGGUCCGCGCCAGACCCCGCGCCCCCGCCGCGCCCCCAACGCGUCCCCGCCACGCCCCCCACCCCGCGCACCGCCUCCCCGCCUCCCCGGACCCCUGACACCGCCACCCAGGGCGCGGACAAGCCAACGCGCUCCCGCCGCCGCCCCACAAGCCGCCUGCGCCUCGUCCUCCACUUGGUCUUCCCAAAGGGCCCUGACCCUGCUCCUCCGCCCAGCCAUCCUCCCUGCAGACGGGCAUCGCCACCUAGGCCCGGAGGAGGCGGCCUCCCCUCCGCCCCGGUGCCCUCGGCUCUCUGGCCUUCAGCGUCCGGCCCCACCGCCAGGCGCUCCAGGCCCUCCCUGCGUCUCCCAGCUGUCCGGGGCCAAACGGUUUGCCGGUGCGUGGAGAGCUCUGCCUGCUCGCCGCAGCGUGCCGCCCUCCAAGGGCCUCCUUCACCUUUCAAGGGCCAGCACAAAGCCCAGCCCCUAGAGCUCGCGCAGCUCGCGAGGCCAGCGCCUGGGCCGCCGCCCAGCCCCCCUCGAGCCCGCCAGGCGCCCGCGCCGCUGCCCCUUCGGCCGGCCCGGAGCCACAAGCCUCGCCCCGCCACCAGGUUCAGAAAUGCCCAGGGCUUGCGACAGCCGGGGCCCGCCAGCCAGCCGGGAGGAAGGACAGGGUCCCUCUCCGGUCCGCGCCAGACCCCGCGCCCCCGCCGCGCCCCCAACGCGUCCCCGCCACGCCCCCCACCCCGCGCACCGCCUCCCCGCCUCCCCGGACCCCUGACACCGCCACCCAGGGCGCGGACAAGCCAACGCGCUCCCGCCGCCGCCCCACAAGCCGCCUGCGCCUCGUCCUCCACUUGGUCUUCCCAAAGGGCCCUGACCCUGCUCCUCCGCCCAGCCAUCCUCCCUGCAGACGGGCAUCGCCACCUAGGCCCGGAGGAGGCGGCCUCCCCUCCGCCCCGGUGCCCUCGGCUCUCUGGCCUUCAGCGUCCGGCCCCACCGCCAGGCGCUCCAGGCCCUCCCUGCGUCUCCCAGCUGUCCGGGGCCAAACGGUUUGCCGCCCCUAGAGCUCGCGCAGCUCGCGAGGCCAGCGCCUGGGCCGCCGCCCAGCCCCCCUCGAGCCCGCCAGGCGCCCGCGCCGCUGCCCCUUCGGCCGGCCCGGAGCCACAAGCCUCGCCCCGCCACCAGGUUCAGAAAUGCCCAGGGCUUGCGACAGCCGGGGCCCGCCAGCCAGCCGGGAGGAAGGACAGGGUCCCUCUCCGGUCCGCGCCAGACCCCGCGCCCCCGCCGCGCCCCCAACGCGUCCCCGCCACGCCCCCCACCCCGCGCACCGCCUCCCCGCCUCCCCGGACCCCUGACACCGCCACCCAGGGCGCGGACAAGCCAACGCGCUCCCGCCGCCGCCCCACAAGCCGCCUGCGCCUCGUCCUCCACUUGGUCUUCCCAAAGGGCCCUGACCCUGCUCCUCCGCCCAGCCAUCCUCCCUGCAGACGGGCAUCGCCACCUAGGCCCGGAGGAGGCGGCCUCCCCUCCGCCCCGGUGCCCUCGGCUCUCUGGCCUUCAGCGUCCGGCCCCACCGCCAGGCGCUCCAGGCCCUCCCUGCGUCUCCCAGCUGUCCGGGGCCAAACGGUUUGCCGGUGCGUGGAGAGCUCUGCCUGCUCGCCGCAGCGUGCCGCCCUCCAAGGGCCUCCUUCACCUUUCAAGGGCCAGCACAAAGCCCAGCCCCUAGAGCUCGCGCAGCUCGCGAGGCCAGCGCCUGGGCCGCCGCCCAGCCCCCCUCGAGCCCGCCAGGCGCCCGCGCCGCUGCCCCUUCGGCCGGCCCGGAGCCACAAGCCUCGCCCCGCCACCAGGUUCAGAAAUGCCCAGGGCUUGCGACAGCCGGGGCCCGCCAGCCAGCCGGGAGGAAGGACAGGGUCCCUCUCCGGUCCGCGCCAGACCCCGCGCCCCCGCCGCGCCCCCAACGCGUCCCCGCCACGCCCCCCACCCCGCGCACCGCCUCCCCGCCUCCCCGGACCCCUGACACCGCCACCCAGGGCGCGGACAAGCCAACGCGCUCCCGCCGCCGCCCCACAAGCCGCCUGCGCCUCGUCCUCCACUUGGUCUUCCCAAAGGGCCCUGACCCUGCUCCUCCGCCCAGCCAUCCUCCCUGCAGACGGGCAUCGCCACCUAGGCCCGGAGGAGGCGGCCUCCCCUCCGCCCCGGUGCCCUCGGCUCUCUGGCCUUCAGCGUCCGGCCCCACCGCCAGGCGCUCCAGGCCCUCCCUGCGUCUCCCAGCUGUCCGGGGCCAAACGGUUUGCCGCCCCUAGAGCUCGCGCAGCUCGCGAGGCCAGCGCCUGGGCCGCCGCCCAGCCCCCCUCGAGCCCGCCAGGCGCCCGCGCCGCUGCCCCUUCGGCCGGCCCGGAGCCACAAGCCUCGCCCCGCCACCAGGUUCAGAAAUGCCCAGGGCUUGCGACAGCCGGGGCCCGCCAGCCAGCCGGGAGGAAGGACAGGGUCCCUCUCCGGUCCGCGCCAGACCCCGCGCCCCCGCCGCGCCCCCAACGCGUCCCCGCCACGCCCCCCACCCCGCGCACCGCCUCCCCGCCUCCCCGGACCCCUGACACCGCCACCCAGGGCGCGGACAAGCCAACGCGCUCCCGCCGCCGCCCCACAAGCCGCCUGCGCCUCGUCCUCCACUUGGUCUUCCCAAAGGGCCCUGACCCUGCUCCUCCGCCCAGCCAUCCUCCCUGCAGACGGGCAUCGCCACCUAGGCCCGGAGGAGGCGGCCUCCCCUCCGCCCCGGUGCCCUCGGCUCUCUGGCCUUCAGCGUCCGGCCCCACCGCCAGGCGCUCCAGGCCCUCCCUGCGUCUCCCAGCUGUCCGGGGCCAAACGGUUUGCCGGUGCGUGGAGAGCUCUGCCUGCUCGCCGCAGCGUGCCGCCCUCCAAGGGCCUCCUUCACCUUUCAAGGGCCAGCACAAAGCCCAGCCCCUAGAGCUCGCGCAGCUCGCGAGGCCAGCGCCUGGGCCGCCGCCCAGCCCCCCUCGAGCCCGCCAGGCGCCCGCGCCGCUGCCCCUUCGGCCGGCCCGGAGCCACAAGCCUCGCCCCGCCACCAGGUUCAGAAAUGCCCAGGGCUUGCGACAGCCGGGGCCCGCCAGCCAGCCGGGAGGAAGGACAGGGUCCCUCUCCGGUCCGCGCCAGACCCCGCGCCCCCGCCGCGCCCCCAACGCGUCCCCGCCACGCCCCCCACCCCGCGCACCGCCUCCCCGCCUCCCCGGACCCCUGACACCGCCACCCAGGGCGCGGACAAGCCAACGCGCUCCCGCCGCCGCCCCACAAGCCGCCUGCGCCUCGUCCUCCACUUGGUCUUCCCAAAGGGCCCUGACCCUGCUCCUCCGCCCAGCCAUCCUCCCUGCAGACGGGCAUCGCCACCUAGGCCCGGAGGAGGCGGCCUCCCCUCCGCCCCGGUGCCCUCGGCUCUCUGGCCUUCAGCGUCCGGCCCCACCGCCAGGCGCUCCAGGCCCUCCCUGCGUCUCCCAGCUGUCCGGGGCCAAACGGUUUGCCGCCCUUGAGCUCGCGCAGCUCGCGAGGCCAGCGCCUGGGCCGCCGCCCAGCCCCCCUCGAGCCCGCCAGGCGCCCGCGCCGCUGCCCCUUCGGCCGGCCCGGAGCCACAAGCCUCGCCCCGCCACCAGGUUCAGAAAUGCCCAGGGCUUGCGACAGCCGGGGCCCGCCAGCCAGCCGGGAGGAAGGACAGGGUCCCUCUCCGGUCCGCGCCAGACCCCGCGCCCCCGCCGCGCCCCCAACGCGUCCCCGCCACGCCCCCCACCCCGCGCACCGCCUCCCCGCCUCCCCGGACCCCUGACACCGCCACCCAGGGCGCGGACAAGCCAACGCGCUCCCGCCGCCGCCCCACAAGCCGCCUGCGCCUCGUCCUCCACUUGGUCUUCCCAAAGGGCCCUGACCCUGCUCCUCCGCCCAGCCAUCCUCCCUGCAGACGGGCAUCGCCACCUAGGCCCGGAGGAGGCGGCCUCCCCUCCGCCCCGGUGCCCUCGGCUCUCUGGCCUUCAGCGUCCGGCCCCACCGCCAGGUGCUCCAGGCCCUCCCUGCGUCUCCCAGCUGUCCGGGGCCAAACGGUUUGCCGAGCUCGCGCAGCUCGCGACGCCAGCGCCUGGGCCGCCGCCCAGCCCCCCUCGAGCCCGCCAGGCGCCCGCGCCGCUGCCCCUUCGGCCGGCCCGGAGCCACAAGCCUCGCCCCGCCACCAGGUUCAGAAAUGCCCAGGGCUUGCGACAGCCGGGGCCCGCCAGCCAGCCGGGAGGAAGGACAGGGUCCCUCUCCGGUCCGCGCCAGACCCCGCGCCCCCGCCGCGCCCCCAACGCGUCCCCGCCACGCCCCCCACCCCGCGCACCGCCUCCCCGCCUCCCCGGACCCCUGACACCGCCACCCAGGGCGCGGACAAGCCAACGCGCUCCCGCCGCCGCCCCACAAGCCGCCUGCGCCUCGUCCUCCACUUGGUCUUCCCAAAGGGCCCUGACCCUGCUCCUCCGCCCAGCCAUCCUCCCUGCAGACGGGCAUCGCCACCUAGGCCCGGAGGAGGCGGCCUCCCCUCCGCCCCGGUGCCCUCGGCUCUCUGGCCUUCAGCGUCCGGCCCCACCGCCAGGCGCUCCAGGCCCUCCCUGCGUCUCCCAGCUGUCCGGGGCCAAACGGUUUGCCGCCCCUAGAGCUCGCGCAGCUCGCGAGGCCAGCGCCUGGGCCGCCGCCCAGCCCCCCUCGAGCCCGCCAGGCGCCCGCGCCGCUGCCCCUUCGGCCGGCCCGGAGCCACAAGCCUCGCCCCGCCACCAGGUUCAGAAAUGCCCAGGGCUUGCGACAGCCGGGGCCCGCCAGCCAGCCGGGAGGAAGGACAGGGUCCCUCUCCGGUCCGCGCCAGACCCCGCGCCCCCGCCGCGCCCCCAACGCGUCCCCGCCACGCCCCCCACCCCGCGCACCGCCUCCCCGCCUCCCCGGACCCCUGACACCGCCACCCAGGGCGCGGACAAGCCAACGCGCUCCCGCCGCCGCCCCACAAGCCGCCUGCGCCUCGUCCUCCACUUGGUCUUCCCAAAGGGCCCUGACCCUGCUCCUCCGCCCAGCCAUCCUCCCUGCAGACGGGCAUCGCCACCUAGGCCCGGAGGAGGCGGCCUCCCCUCCGCCCCGGUGCCCUCGGCUCUCUGGCCUUCAGCGUCCGGCCCCACCGCCAGGCGCUCCAGGCCCUCCCUGCGUCUCCCAGCUGUCCGGGGCCAAACGGUUUGCCGGUGCGUGGAGAGCUCUGCCUGCUCGCCGCAGCGUGCCGCCCUCCAAGGGCCUCCUUCACCUUUCAAGGGCCAGCACAAAGCCCAGCCCCUAGAGCUCGCGCAGCUCGCGACGCCAGCGCCUGGGCCGCCGCCCAGCCCCCCUCGAGCCCGCCAGGCGCCCGCGCCGCUGCCCCUUCGGCCGGCCCGGAGCCACAAGCCUCGCCCCGCCACCAGGUUCAGAAAUGCCCAGGGCUUGCGACAGCCGGGGCCCGCCAGCCAGCCGGGAGGAAGGACAGGGUCCCUCUCCGGUCCGCGCCAGACCCCGCGCCCCCGCCGCGCCCCCAACGCGUCCCCGCCACGCCCCCCACCCCGCGCACCGCCUCCCCGCCUCCCCGGACCCCUGACACCGCCACCCAGGGCGCGGACAAGCCAACGCGCUCCCGCCGCCGCCCCACAAGCCGCCUGCGCCUCGUCCUCCACUUGGUCUUCCCAAAGGGCCCUGACCCUGCUCCUCCGCCCAGCCAUCCUCCCUGCAGACGGGCAUCGCCACCUAGGCCCGGAGGAGGCGGCCUCCCCUCCGCCCCGGUGCCCUCGGCUCUCUGGCCUUCAGCGUCCGGCCCCACCGCCAGGCGCUCCAGGCCCUCCCUGCGUCUCCCAGCUGUCCGGGGCCAAACGGUUUGCCGAGCUCGCGCAGCUCGCGACGCCAGCGCCUGGGCCGCCGCCCAGCCCCCCUCGAGCCCGCCAGGCGCCCGCGCCGCUGCCCCUUCGGCCGGCCCGGAGCCACAAGCCUCGCCCCGCCACCAGGUUCAGAAAUGCCCAGGGCUUGCGACAGCCGGGGCCCGCCAGCCAGCCGGGAGGAAGGACAGGGUCCCUCUCCGGUCCGCGCCAGACCCCGCGCCCCCGCCGCGCCCCCAACGCGUCCCCGCCACGCCCCCCACCCCGCGCACCGCCUCCCCGCCUCCCCGGACCCCUGACACCGCCACCCAGGGCGCGGACAAGCCAACGCGCUCCCGCCGCCGCCCCACAAGCCGCCUGCGCCUCGUCCUCCACUUGGUCUUCCCAAAGGGCCCUGACCCUGCUCCUCCGCCCAGCCAUCCUCCCUGCAGACGGGCAUCGCCACCUAGGCCCGGAGGAGGCGGCCUCCCCUCCGCCCCGGUGCCCUCGGCUCUCUGGCCUUCAGCGUCCGGCCCCACCGCCAGGCGCUCCAGGCCCUCCCUGCGUCUCCCAGCUGUCCGGGGCCAAACGGUUUGCCGCCCCUAGAGCUCGCGCAGCUCGCGAGGCCAGCGCCUGGGCCGCCGCCCAGCCCCCCUCGAGCCCGCCAGGCGCCCGCGCCGCUGCCCCUUCGGCCGGCCCGGAGCCACAAGCCUCGCCCCGCCACCAGGUUCAGAAAUGCCCAGGGCUUGCGACAGCCGGGGCCCGCCAGCCAGCCGGGAGGAAGGACAGGGUCCCUCUCCGGUCCGCGCCAGACCCCGCGCCCCCGCCGCGCCCCCAACGCGUCCCCGCCACGCCCCCCACCCCGCGCACCGCCUCCCCGCCUCCCCGGACCCCUGACACCGCCACCCAGGGCGCGGACAAGCCAACGCGCUCCCGCCGCCGCCCCACAAGCCGCCUGCGCCUCGUCCUCCACUUGGUCUUCCCAAAGGGCCCUGACCCUGCUCCUCCGCCCAGCCAUCCUCCCUGCAGACGGGCAUCGCCACCUAGGCCCGGAGGAGGCGGCCUCCCCUCCGCCCCGGUGCCCUCGGCUCUCUGGCCUUCAGCGUCCGGCCCCACCGCCAGGCGCUCCAGGCCCUCCCUGCGUCUCCCAGCUGUCCGGGGCCAAACGGUUUGCCGGUGCGUGGAGAGCUCUGCCUGCUCGCCGCAGCGUGCCGCCCUCCAAGGGCCUCCUUCACCUUUCAAGGGCCAGCACAAAGCCCAGCCCCUAGAGCUCGCGCAGCUCGCGAGGCCAGCGCCUGGGCCGCCGCCCAGCCCCCCUCGAGCCCGCCAGGCGCCCGCGCCGCUGCCCCUUCGGCCGGCCCGGAGCCACAAGCCUCGCCCCGCCACCAGGUUCAGAAAUGCCCAGGGCUUGCGACAGCCGGGGCCCGCCAGCCAGCCGGGAGGAAGGACAGGGUCCCUCUCCGGUCCGCGCCAGACCCCGCGCCCCCGCCGCGCCCCCAACGCGUCCCCGCCACGCCCCCCACCCCGCGCACCGCCUCCCCGCCUCCCCGGACCCCUGACACCGCCACCCAGGGCGCGGACAAGCCAACGCGCUCCCGCCGCCGCCCCACAAGCCGCCUGCGCCUCGUCCUCCACUUGGUCUUCCCAAAGGGCCCUGACCCUGCUCCUCCGCCCAGCCAUCCUCCCUGCAGACGGGCAUCGCCACCUAGGCCCGGAGGAGGCGGCCUCCCCUCCGCCCCGGUGCCCUCGGCUCUCUGGCCUUCAGCGUCCGGCCCCACCGCCAGGCGCUCCAGGCCCUCCCUGCGUCUCCCAGCUGUCCGGGGCCAAACGGUUUGCCGCCCUUGAGCUCGCGCAGCUCGCGAGGCCAGCGCCUGGGCCGCCGCCCAGCCCCCCUCGAGCCCGCCAGGCGCCCGCGCCGCUGCCCCUUCGGCCGGCCCGGAGCCACAAGCCUCGCCCCGCCACCAGGUUCAGAAAUGCCCAGGGCUUGCGACAGCCGGGGCCCGCCAGCCAGCCGGGAGGAAGGACAGGGUCCCUCUCCGGUCCGCGCCAGACCCCGCGCCCCCGCCGCGCCCCCAACGCGUCCCCGCCACGCCCCCCACCCCGCGCACCGCCUCCCCGCCUCCCCGGACCCCUGACACCGCCACCCAGGGCGCGGACAAGCCAACGCGCUCCCGCCGCCGCCCCACAAGCCGCCUGCGCCUCGUCCUCCACUUGGUCUUCCCAAAGGGCCCUGACCCUGCUCCUCCGCCCAGCCAUCCUCCCUGCAGACGGGCAUCGCCACCUAGGCCCGGAGGAGGCGGCCUCCCCUCCGCCCCGGUGCCCUCGGCUCUCUGGCCUUCAGCGUCCGGCCCCACCGCCAGGUGCUCCAGGCCCUCCCUGCGUCUCCCAGCUGUCCGGGGCCAAACGGUUUGCCGCCCCUAGAGCUCGCGCAGCUCGCGACGCCAGCGCCUGGGCCGCCGCCCAGCCCCCCUCGAGCCCGCCAGGCGCCCGCGCCGCUGCCCCUUCGGCCGGCCCGGAGCCACAAGCCUCGCCCCGCCACCAGGUUCAGAAAUGCCCAGGGCUUGCGACAGCCGGGGCCCGCCAGCCAGCCGGGAGGAAGGACAGGGUCCCUCUCCGGUCCGCGCCAGACCCCGCGCCCCCGCCGCGCCCCCAACGCGUCCCCGCCACGCCCCCCACCCCGCGCACCGCCUCCCCGCCUCCCCGGACCCCUGACACCGCCACCCAGGGCGCGGACAAGCCAACGCGCUCCCGCCGCCGCCCCACAAGCCGCCUGCGCCUCGUCCUCCACUUGGUCUUCCCAAAGGGCCCUGACCCUGCUCCUCCGCCCAGCCAUCCUCCCUGCAGACGGGCAUCGCCACCUAGGCCCGGAGGAGGCGGCCUCCCCUCCGCCCCGGUGCCCUCGGCUCUCUGGCCUUCAGCGUCCGGCCCCACCGCCAGGCGCUCCAGGCCCUCCCUGCGUCUCCCAGCUGUCCGGGGCCAAACGGUUUGCCGGUGCGUGGAGAGCUCUGCCUGCUCGCCGCAGCGUGCCGCCCUCCAAGGGCCUCCUUCACCUUUCAAGGGCCAGCACAAAGCCCAGCCCCUAGAGCUCGCGCAGCUCGCGAGGCCAGCGCCUGGGCCGCCGCCCAGCCCCCCUCGAGCCCGCCAGGCGCCCGCGCCGCUGCCCCUUCGGCCGGCCCGGAGCCACAAGCCUCGCCCCGCCACCAGGUUCAGAAAUGCCCAGGGCUUGCGACAGCCGGGGCCCGCCAGCCAGCCGGGAGGAAGGACAGGGUCCCUCUCCGGUCCGCGCCAGACCCCGCGCCCCCGCCGCGCCCCCAACGCGUCCCCGCCACGCCCCCCACCCCGCGCACCGCCUCCCCGCCUCCCCGGACCCCUGACACCGCCACCCAGGGCGCGGACAAGCCAACGCGCUCCCGCCGCCGCCCCACAAGCCGCCUGCGCCUCGUCCUCCACUUGGUCUUCCCAAAGGGCCCUGACCCUGCUCCUCCGCCCAGCCAUCCUCCCUGCAGACGGGCAUCGCCACCUAGGCCCGGAGGAGGCGGCCUCCCCUCCGCCCCGGUGCCCUCGGCUCUCUGGCCUUCAGCGUCCGGCCCCACCGCCAGGCGCUCCAGGCCCUCCCUGCGUCUCCCAGCUGUCCGGGGCCAAACGGUUUGCCGCCCUUGAGCUCGCGCAGCUCGCGAGGCCAGCGCCUGGGCCGCCGCCCAGCCCCCCUCGAGCCCGCCAGGCGCCCGCGCCGCUGCCCCUUCGGCCGGCCCGGAGCCACAAGCCUCGCCCCGCCACCAGGUUCAGAAAUGCCCAGGGCUUGCGACAGCCGGGGCCCGCCAGCCAGCCGGGAGGAAGGACAGGGUCCCUCUCCGGUCCGCGCCAGACCCCGCGCCCCCGCCGCGCCCCCAACGCGUCCCCGCCACGCCCCCCACCCCGCGCACCGCCUCCCCGCCUCCCCGGACCCCUGACACCGCCACCCAGGGCGCGGACAAGCCAACGCGCUCCCGCCGCCGCCCCACAAGCCGCCUGCGCCUCGUCCUCCACUUGGUCUUCCCAAAGGGCCCUGACCCUGCUCCUCCGCCCAGCCAUCCUCCCUGCAGACGGGCAUCGCCACCUAGGCCCGGAGGAGGCGGCCUCCCCUCCGCCCCGGUGCCCUCGGCUCUCUGGCCUUCAGCGUCCGGCCCCACCGCCAGGCGCUCCAGGCCCUCCCUGCGUCUCCCAGCUGUCCGGGGCCAAACGGUUUGCCGAGCUCGCGCAGCUCGCGACGCCAGCGCCUGGGCCGCCGCCCAGCCCCCCUCGAGCCCGCCAGGCGCCCGCGCCGCUGCCCCUUCGGCCGGCCCGGAGCCACAAGCCUCGCCCCGCCACCAGGUUCAGAAAUGCCCAGGGCUUGCGACAGCCGGGGCCCGCCAGCCAGCCGGGAGGAAGGACAGGGUCCCUCUCCGGUCCGCGCCAGACCCCGCGCCCCCGCCGCGCCCCCAACGCGUCCCCGCCACGCCCCCCACCCCGCGCACCGCCUCCCCGCCUCCCCGGACCCCUGACACCGCCACCCAGGGCGCGGACAAGCCAACGCGCUCCCGCCGCCGCCCCACAAGCCGCCUGCGCCUCGUCCUCCACUUGGUCUUCCCAAAGGGCCCUGACCCUGCUCCUCCGCCCAGCCAUCCUCCCUGCAGACGGGCAUCGCCACCUAGGCCCGGAGGAGGCGGCCUCCCCUCCGCCCCGGUGCCCUCGGCUCUCUGGCCUUCAGCGUCCGGCCCCACCGCCAGGCGCUCCAGGCCCUCCCUGCGUCUCCCAGCUGUCCGGGGCCAAACGGUUUGCCGCCCCUAGAGCUCGCGCAGCUCGCGAGGCCAGCGCCUGGGCCGCCGCCCAGCCCCCCUCGAGCCCGCCAGGCGCCCGCGCCGCUGCCCCUUCGGCCGGCCCGGAGCCACAAGCCUCGCCCCGCCACCAGGUUCAGAAAUGCCCAGGGCUUGCGACAGCCGGGGCCCGCCAGCCAGCCGGGAGGAAGGACAGGGUCCCUCUCCGGUCCGCGCCAGACCCCGCGCCCCCGCCGCGCCCCCAACGCGUCCCCGCCACGCCCCCCACCCCGCGCACCGCCUCCCCGCCUCCCCGGACCCCUGACACCGCCACCCAGGGCGCGGACAAGCCAACGCGCUCCCGCCGCCGCCCCACAAGCCGCCUGCGCCUCGUCCUCCACUUGGUCUUCCCAAAGGGCCCUGACCCUGCUCCUCCGCCCAGCCAUCCUCCCUGCAGACGGGCAUCGCCACCUAGGCCCGGAGGAGGCGGCCUCCCCUCCGCCCCGGUGCCCUCGGCUCUCUGGCCUUCAGCGUCCGGCCCCACCGCCAGGCGCUCCAGGCCCUCCCUGCGUCUCCCAGCUGUCCGGGGCCAAACGGUUUGCCGGUGCGUGGAGAGCUCUGCCUGCUCGCCGCAGCGUGCCGCCCUCCAAGGGCCUCCUUCACCUUUCAAGGGCCAGCACAAAGCCCAGCCCCUAGAGCUCGCGCAGCUCGCGACGCCAGCGCCUGGGCCGCCGCCCAGCCCCCCUCGAGCCCGCCAGGCGCCCGCGCCGCUGCCCCUUCGGCCGGCCCGGAGCCACAAGCCUCGCCCCGCCACCAGGUUCAGAAAUGCCCAGGGCUUGCGACAGCCGGGGCCCGCCAGCCAGCCGGGAGGAAGGACAGGGUCCCUCUCCGGUCCGCGCCAGACCCCGCGCCCCCGCCGCGCCCCCAACGCGUCCCCGCCACGCCCCCCACCCCGCGCACCGCCUCCCCGCCUCCCCGGACCCCUGACACCGCCACCCAGGGCGCGGACAAGCCAACGCGCUCCCGCCGCCGCCCCACAAGCCGCCUGCGCCUCGUCCUCCACUUGGUCUUCCCAAAGGGCCCUGACCCUGCUCCUCCGCCCAGCCAUCCUCCCUGCAGACGGGCAUCGCCACCUAGGCCCGGAGGAGGCGGCCUCCCCUCCGCCCCGGUGCCCUCGGCUCUCUGGCCUUCAGCGUCCGGCCCCACCGCCAGGCGCUCCAGGCCCUCCCUGCGUCUCCCAGCUGUCCGGGGCCAAACGGUUUGCCGAGCUCGCGCAGCUCGCGACGCCAGCGCCUGGGCCGCCGCCCAGCCCCCCUCGAGCCCGCCAGGCGCCCGCGCCGCUGCCCCUUCGGCCGGCCCGGAGCCACAAGCCUCGCCCCGCCACCAGGUUCAGAAAUGCCCAGGGCUUGCGACAGCCGGGGCCCGCCAGCCAGCCGGGAGGAAGGACAGGGUCCCUCUCCGGUCCGCGCCAGACCCCGCGCCCCCGCCGCGCCCCCAACGCGUCCCCGCCACGCCCCCCACCCCGCGCACCGCCUCCCCGCCUCCCCGGACCCCUGACACCGCCACCCAGGGCGCGGACAAGCCAACGCGCUCCCGCCGCCGCCCCACAAGCCGCCUGCGCCUCGUCCUCCACUUGGUCUUCCCAAAGGGCCCUGACCCUGCUCCUCCGCCCAGCCAUCCUCCCUGCAGACGGGCAUCGCCACCUAGGCCCGGAGGAGGCGGCCUCCCCUCCGCCCCGGUGCCCUCGGCUCUCUGGCCUUCAGCGUCCGGCCCCACCGCCAGGUGCUCCAGGCCCUCCCUGCGUCUCCCAGCUGUCCGGGGCCAAACGGUUUGCCGCCCCUAGAGCUCGCGCAGCUCGCGACGCCAGCGCCUGGGCCGCCGCCCAGCCCCCCUCGAGCCCGCCAGGCGCCCGCGCCGCUGCCCCUUCGGCCGGCCCGGAGCCACAAGCCUCGCCCCGCCACCAGGUUCAGAAAUGCCCAGGGCUUGCGACAGCCGGGGCCCGCCAGCCAGCCGGGAGGAAGGACAGGGUCCCUCUCCGGUCCGCGCCAGACCCCGCGCCCCCGCCGCGCCCCCAACGCGUCCCCGCCACGCCCCCCACCCCGCGCACCGCCUCCCCGCCUCCCCGGACCCCUGACACCGCCACCCAGGGCGCGGACAAGCCAACGCGCUCCGGGUUUGCCGGUGUGUGCGUUUUCGUGUUCGGUUUUGCGUGUGUGUGA
Molecule: messenger RNA, 19776 nt
Organism: Monodelphis domestica (gray short-tailed opossum)
Lineage: Eukaryota; Metazoa; Chordata; Mammalia; Didelphimorphia; Didelphidae
Source: RefSeq, a predicted model, not a curated record